AUGGAAGAAUUUGAAGAAUUUACUGUUAGUAAUGAUGCGCUUUAUGAUUUUUCUGUUACUAAUGACACAUCAUACGAAAAUAUUCAGGGUGUAAAUGAUAUCCUAUAUAAUAAGCAAAGUCAAUUUGAUGUUAGCGCUGUUUUAUAUAUGAAUGAUCAAACUGAAUAUGAAAAUAACGAUAUGAUAAAUUGUGAAGGUGCUCAACAUGAUAUGAUAAAUUGUGAAGGUGCUCAACAUGAUAUGAUGAAUUGUGAAGGUACUCAACAUGAUAUGAUGAAUUGUGAAGGUGUUCAAUCUGAUAUGGUAGAUGAAUGGUGUCAAUUGAUAAAUAAAGGUACUCAAGUUUGUGAACACUAUGGGCAGCCUGAGUCAACAAAAAGUAAGGAUACAGAGAAAGAAACGACUUCUAAACGUAUUGGAUGCAUAUGGCAGAUAAAUCUUUCUUGUCUAGAAAAAAACAACCCUUACAAGAUUGUAUAUGUCACAAAAUUAAUUGAUGAGCAUAAGAACCAUAGUCUUGAUCGAGCACGUUACCAGUUCCGGGAAAAUUUGAAGUUUACAGUGAAUAUGGCUAAGGAGAUUUACAUGCCAGUGCUACAUCGGAUAAUUCAACGGUUUCGUCCAAAAUCUCAUGACCAGACAAAUGAUGCUAGUCGUUUGUAUGAAGAAUUGUUAAAAAAAAAAGAAAUAGACCCCCAAUGGUAUGUUGAAGUAGAUUGGGACCAUAAUAGUAAAUGUCUUC
Molecule: messenger RNA, 742 nt
Organism: Racocetra persica
Lineage: Eukaryota; Fungi; Glomeromycota; Glomeromycetes; Diversisporales; Gigasporaceae
Source: the annotation of a GenBank genome assembly